This is a messenger RNA of Fusarium sp. VM40, 2013 nucleotides long. The record is from the annotation of a GenBank genome assembly. Lineage: Eukaryota; Fungi; Ascomycota; Sordariomycetes; Hypocreales; Nectriaceae.
AUGGCAAGACACAAGAAGGGAGCUGCUGCCCCCCGUGGCGGAACGAAGGCCAGAGGUGGACGAGGAGGCCGCGGUGGUAGAGGAGGUUUCCAUGGACGUGGCGACCAUACAUUUACACCACCUCGGAUCAAUUUUACCAGGGAUGAAACUGCUGGUUUCACUCUUGCCGAUGAAGCCCGUCAGACGUCGCUGCACGACCACUCUGCAUGGGGCAGUUCUAGCUUGCGCUCGCGACCAGUUUCCUUUGUCAGUGCUGGACCUAGCGAACCAUUAAAGUUGCUGGAAACAAUAAUCGACACAGUGGAAGAUUCGAAGACGACCGGAAAACAAGAUGGAGAAUACGCCGAGGAGAAUACAGCAGAAGAAGAAGGAGGGGAGGGAGGUAGAUACGACAAUAUUGACGAACAAGAACCCGCAGGCCAGUCCGGAGAGGAUGAUUUCAUAGGGCCAGACGAUCUUGAGAAAGCUAUUCAGGCCGGAUCGGCCGCUGCAAAGGAUGUCCAGAGCGAGCCAUCCUUUUUCUUCGACCUUAAAGGGGAUCAAUCGAUGGAAAACCGGAACCGAGCCCCAGUGAAGAUUCCUGAGCGACCCUCGUCCAGAAGCAGCAGCUCAAGCGAAGAAGUAAUUCUAUUCAAAGGCCGGGGUGGCCAAAAAAGAAACGAAACAGCAUCAGGAAUCGACAUGGUACAGAUGCAGGCGGAAAUUCGAGUUGUCGAGCAAGCCAUUAUCGCGAAGCCCACCCAACCCGCACCCUCACCGGACCCCGAGCUCCCGACAAAGCCAGUACGCAGCAGAAAGCUUUCCAAAAACGAGAAGAAACAGAAAGGCCGUGAAAAGCGCAACGCGAAAACCCGAUUCGAGGACGAAGAGGAUGCCAUCCUGGCCGAUUAUAUUGCUAACCUGCGAGAUAACACUGACGUGGAUGAUUACUUUAAACAGCUACUCGAAGGAGGAAAUGAGUCCGAUAACAGUGGCGCAUCUGACCUUUCCGCCUCCAAUGCUAAACGAGACCAUACUCCUGGGGAUGUCGAUGAUACAGAAUGUGGCGAGUCGGACGAAGACUCUGAGGGUGAAGCUGAAGCCAUGCACGAAAAUGAAUUUCCGAGCGAGGUGGACGACGAAACACUGGCAAGGUUGAUUGCUGGCCAUCAAUUUAGCCAAGAUCUGGGAAUGGAGGAUGUAAAUUUUGGGGAUUCCAGCGAUUCGGACCUGGCGAGCGACAAACCCACCAAAAAGACGAAACAGCGACAAAUGCUUGAGGAUGAAUUCGACGUGAUGGACUGGGAACGACCCAGCCUAUAUUCGCGUAAAGCAAAUGGAGCCAAAACCCAGAUCAACUUCAACUUGUCCGACUCCGAAUUGGAGGCAACCUUGCAAGCCAGCUGGAAAAACGAUCGACUAAAGAAGUCAAACCGUAAGAGGCAACGCGAGGAGAUGCGUGCACUUGGCAUGCUAGGCAAGAACGUCAACCCCGAUGACCUCCGCGUCAAGUACCCAGACGGAAUGAAUUUGGAACAGGUCGCAGACGAGAUGCGAACCUUUAUGCAAAGUACCGACGAGCAACUAAUUUUACCCCCUAUGGAUAACCAUGCCCGCAAGAUGAUACACGAGCUGGCAAAUAAAUUUAAGAUCAAGUCCAAAUCGAUAGGAAAAGGCGACCAACGGAGGCCGACACUUUAUCGAACACUGCGCACGCCCCCGUACUCCAAAACAACAUUCGAUCAAGCAUUCAAUCGGGUGAAUCGCAAGUAUUUACCUCGUCUGGAUAAAAAGGGCAAGAAGAGCAAGCGUCUUCCGCCCGUCCGUGGUGGCACUUCCGUCGCAGCAGCGACAUAUCAAGAUGGUGAGGUUGUCGGCGCAUCGGCACCGGAACUAGGCAUUGACAACCGUGGAAGAGCCAUGUUGGAAAAGAUGGGUUGGAGCAUGGGUACCGCGCUGGGUUCAAUGAACAAUAAAGGUAUCAUGCAACCCGUCACGCACACUAUGAAGCGAACGAAGGCUGGGUUAGGAUAG